AGAAAGCUAUGUCUUGCGGAAGCAGGGUGGGGGAGGGUUUCCGGCGCGGGAGGGGGAAAUGUUCUUUUCCAGCACGAGAGCACGAUAUCUCACGGCUGGGGCAGGCACAUCUUUUUUUUUUUUGGAAUGGACUGUGAUGAUUUCAUUAAAGUCGAUGAUCAACGAGGGAGCAGAGAGACGUCCGCAGGACCAUUUCGUACGCUCCAGAACCCGUUUUUCUCUCACUACGCUGCUCUGCGAGGAAAUGUCUUUUGGGUUCUUUUACUCCGUAGGACUCGGCACGAUACCCCCCGGCCCUGGGCAAAUCAACAAAAAGCUACAUUCACACUGCACCCAUUCUCGCCCCUCUUUGCUAUCACCGUCGUCGUUCUAUUCAGAGACUAUCAUUGGUCUUCUGGGAUACAGGGGGGGGGAUCAAACACACCGAGGGCCCGGAGAGCGCCGGUUGUGAAGAAGGGAAGGGAUGAAGAACGAAAGACGAGUCCUAAGAAUACGGAGAAGAAGAAAUGUCUCUACAAACCUGUAUGAUAGUAUAUCCGCGUGUGCGCGCCCCCUUGCGAUUAUUGUUCUUCCCCCCAUUCACCGUCUUCGUACCCAGAACUACCACUACUAGAAAGUCAGGACCUGACGAAUUGCUAAUCUUUUCAAAA
Colletotrichum godetiae is the source of this 650-nucleotide messenger RNA. RefSeq lists its product as uncharacterized. Lineage: Eukaryota; Fungi; Ascomycota; Sordariomycetes; Glomerellales; Glomerellaceae. The coding region runs from base 127 to 528 and encodes 133 amino acids. The transcript has a single exon. The record is from RefSeq and is a predicted model, not a curated record.